Messenger RNA from Ilyonectria robusta, 966 nucleotides. RefSeq lists its product as uncharacterized. Bases 1 to 966 code for a protein of 321 amino acids. The transcript has 4 exons. NCBI's taxonomy places the organism in Eukaryota, Fungi, Ascomycota, Sordariomycetes, Hypocreales, Nectriaceae. The record is from RefSeq and is a predicted model, not a curated record.
AUGCACGCUCAAUACCUCCACGACCGCAAUACUAUUCUUCGCGCGUGUCUAGGCCGCGAACUACAUGGCUUCAUAGUCGACGCCUACGCCAACCUAAUAUCUCGGGUGUGCGAGGUAGGGUCGCCGCGGACUGACGAGAAGGUCACGGACUUUCUCCUUACCCACCGCGGUUGGUUCUCAGGUUCCAGUCCGAAUCUAGGGUUAGACUCGGUUGGCUCAAGUCGCCUUCUCUGGUUGGUACAUUACCACCUAUCCGUUGCCCGGCCUCUAGCUCGUCUAUAUAGCAAGUGGGCAAUCGCGACUCUCAAAAAGGCAACGCCGUCAACUAAGCAGCGAGUGACGGCACAAGCACCAGAGAUACGCGUUUUCCGAGCUCUGUACCGUUAUGAGACCUAUUAUCAUCUCUUCUCAAACGAAGGCAAACGCUAUGGUGGAUUCCGCCAUCACAUCAUUAAUGACAUAUUCUUCUACAUUUUCAAUCCCCAUACUGCAGGGCCUAUGCGUUACGCCAAUUAUGAACAAGCCUCACCUAAUAACGCAGAUUUCCACAGAUUACAUGGACGGUACCAUUUCUCGCAGCCUGAAGAUGGUGGCUCGGCUGUUGGCAAUCGAAGACCACGAACAACUCGUCAUCGCGAUGGAGAUGACAGACGCACCAUAUUAACUGAUUUCUCCGACCCCAGAGACGAGGCUGAGCGGAUGAGAGAUCCGAUGUAUUUCACAGGUGACGAAGUCUCGGCCGAAGGGCCGCCCCUCACUUGGGUUGUUCUGUGGGGUGGAAAUUACGUGAACAUCCACGGAGGAUAUGUGCCCGAGCCACUAAAGCUUUGGGGCCAUGUCAUGUGGGACGAGUGUCGGUGGGUAGAUAUGGGAGCCAAGGAACUUGUUGCAAUGCAGUGGGAUUUGGUCCCAGAUCUAGUUCAAGAGAUCAAGGAUGACCGCAUGUGGAGCCCCGUAGGACGGUAA